Molecule: messenger RNA, 867 nt
Organism: Carya illinoinensis
Lineage: Eukaryota; Viridiplantae; Streptophyta; Magnoliopsida; Fagales; Juglandaceae
Product: G-type lectin S-receptor-like serine/threonine-protein kinase RLK1
Exons: 1
Coding region: 25-531 (168 amino acids)
Biological process (GO): protein phosphorylation
Molecular function (GO): protein kinase activity; ATP binding
Source: RefSeq, a predicted model, not a curated record
UCUUGGUGUAUGAGUAUAUGAGCAAUGGAACACUCUGACUACCUUUUCAAAUCCCAAAUAAAGCCAAACUGGGAAGAAAGAAUUAAAAUCUCUUUAAAUAUUGCUAGAGGGAUCCUCUACUUACACGAGGAAUGCGAGACUCACAUCAUCCACCGUGACCUCAAUCCCAACAACAUAUUAAUAGACGAGCAUGGGUGUGCAAUAAUUGUAGAUUUUGGAUUGGAAAAGCUAUUGAUGCCAGACCAUUCCAGGACUCUAACUGGGUUAAGAGGAACAAGAGGGUAUGUUGCCCCUGAGUGGCACAAGAACUUGCCCAUCACAGUAAAAGCCAAUGUGUAUAGUUUUGGAGUUGUAUUCUUGGUCAUUAUAUGCUGUCGCCGAAGCAUUGAUGUCAAUGCUCCCGAAGAAGAGGCUAUUCUUGUUAACGGGGUCUACGACUGUUUCAAGGCUAAUGAAGUGAGCAAGCUGGUGCCUGAAGAAGUUGAUCACGAAAGCUUGGAAAAGAUUAUCAGAAUUGGAUUUGGUACGUAGAAGAAGACCCAGCAACUCGCCCUCCAAUAAGAAGGUGGUUUAGUCUUUUAGAUGUUGGAAGGUACCGUAGAGAUACUCGAACCUCCAUGCGCACAAUCUUCAUUUCAGCAUUAGUUCUUCAUCACACGUAAGAGUGAAGUAUUUCCUUUUUUUGGCCCCCAUAAAACUCGAUUUGUAAUUGGAGAAUACUGAGGUGAUUCUACGAGUGUAAAGAAAAUGUUUAAAAAAUUAUAUAGGUAAUAGAUUAUAAAAAGUAAAAAUUACAAAAAAAAUUAAUUUUUCUUUUGGAGAAUUUUUGGGCAACUUUUAUAUUGUAUUUUGAAGUCAUUAGAAUUA